Molecule: messenger RNA, 2181 nt
Organism: Melanotaenia boesemani (Boeseman's rainbowfish)
Lineage: Eukaryota; Metazoa; Chordata; Actinopteri; Atheriniformes; Melanotaeniidae
Product: voltage-dependent L-type calcium channel subunit beta-3-like
Exons: 14
Coding region: 328-2025 (565 amino acids)
Biological process (GO): calcium ion transmembrane transport; chemical synaptic transmission; neuromuscular junction development
Cellular component (GO): voltage-gated calcium channel complex
Molecular function (GO): protein binding; high voltage-gated calcium channel activity
Source: RefSeq, a predicted model, not a curated record
CCCCUGGCACAGACGCGCACUUAGUACGGACCUGUACGGUUGCUCGUGCGAUGACGCCUCCUCGGCGUUAGCGGUUUAAUUUAGCUCCGAUAUUUUUCCUGCUCGCUGUAUGUUUUCACCUCCGAUGUAGCGCGUGUUUUUCUUUUAAGCUGGUGCAGUAAACUUGUUUCCUUGCCAGCUUAGUCUGGAUUUAAUGGCCGUUUUUUUCCGCUUUCUCCCUCGUGCCGCUUCUUCUCUGUGUUCACUGCAUAUAGAUGAAUUUGAUGCCUCUUGUUUCCUCCAGUAACCCAUGUCUAUGUGCAUCCCGCCUCCCUGCGCUCUCAAUAGAUGGUGCAAGUCAAAAUGUCCAAAUCACCCGUAGACCCUCUGUCUGUUGUGGAAACCGGCUCUCAGUCGCAUUAUUUCCAGCUGCCCAGGAAGUUGCCUAAACGCAAAAGCCGCUUCAAACGUUCUGAUGGCAGCACAUCUUCUGACACCACAUCCAGCUUUAUCAAACGGCAGGGGUCAGCUGAUUCGUAUACCAGUAGACCAUCGGAUUCAGACCUGUCAGCCGAGGAGGACCGCGAGGCGUAUCGGCGUGAAGCCGAACGCCAGGCACAACAGCAGCUUGACAGAGCUAAGUCCAAACCGGUAGCCUUUGCAGUAAAGACAAAUGUGAGUUACUGUGGAGCUCUGGAUGAGGACUGUCCUAUCCAAGGAGCUGCAGUCAAUUUAGAUGCCAAAGAUUUCCUGCACAUCAAAGAAAAGUACAACAAUGACUGGUGGAUCGGCCGGUUAGUAAAAGAGGGCGCAGACAUCACCUUCAUUCCCAGUCCUCUUCGACUGGAAGCUAUGAGACUCAAACAGGAGCAGAAACAGAGGAAAACAGGAGGCAACUCCUCCAGUUUGGGUGACAUGGUGACUGGGAGUUGGAGGACCACACCGCCAUCUGCAGGUGAAUCUAAACAGAAGCAAAAACAGGAGCAUGUCCCUCCAUAUGAUGUGGUGCCCUCUAUGAGGCCGGUGGUCCUCGUGGGACCAUCUCUGAAGGGCUAUGAGGUAACAGACAUGAUGCAGAAAGCUCUUUUUGACUUCCUAAAACACAGGUUUGAGGGAAGAAUCUCGAUCACCCGUGUAACUGCCGACCUGUCCUUAGCCAAGAGAUCGGUCCUCAAUAAAAGGCCCAUAAUGGAGAGAUCCAACACCCGCUCCAGCCUUGCGGAGGUUCAGAGUGAGAUUGAGAGGAUAUUUGAGCUCGCCAAAACCCUGCAGCUGGUGGUUCUAGAUGCAGACACCAUUAACCAUCCUGCACAGCUUGCCAAAACCUCCCUCGCUCCCAUCAUAGUCUAUGUUAAAGUUUCCUCACCAAAGGUGCUGCAGAGGCUUAUAAAGUCCAGGGGGAAGUCUCAGAGCAAGCACCUGAAUGUGCAGAUGAUGGCUUCAGACAAACUUUCUCAGUGUCCCCCUGAUAUGUUUGAUGUCAUUUUGGAUGAGAACCAGCUGGAAGAUGCUUGUGAACAUUUGGCCGAAUACCUAGAGGUCUACUGGCGUGCCACACACCUCCCAGGAAACACUCCUCUUAACCCCUUACUGGAUCAGAGUCUGAUGACCCCACCGUCUGCCAUCUCCAGUCUACAGAACAAGAACCAGGCGCAGCCUCAUGAGGCCGUGGGCUUGGAGGGUGAUGAGGAGGAGGAGGCCGGCGAGGAGGCCCACUCCCCCUUGGAGCAGGACAGUCUCAUGCCAUCUGACGAGGCCAGUGACUCCCUGUCCCGUGGUCGUAGAGGGAGCCCAUGCCAGAGAGGGGCUGAGGAGGAUGAAGAGGAGGAGGAGGAAGAAGAGGAGGAAGAGGAUGAGUACACUUCCCCUUGCCAUGCUCGCACGUACAGGGACGUAUACCCCUCUCACCGAGGGCACGCAGGCAGUAGCCACAGUGCUAACGGGCAUGAGUCACAGGACAGGCUGCUCCAGCGCGACACUCAGCAAGGUCACAACCAGAGGAACAACCGCCAGCGGAACCGCCACUGGCCCCGAGACACCUACUGAAUCACGGGCCCCUCCCAGCCGCCAGGUCACCAUCAUGUCCCCUCUUUCCCAAAGCCCUUCAACUGAUGCACUGUCCCAAAUACACCAUCUACAGUAAAAAACAAUAAAUAAAUAAAAAAAAAAAAAACUUUCACAAAUUCAGCUCCAGAUUUUAAU